This is a messenger RNA of Cynara cardunculus var. scolymus (artichoke), 1728 nucleotides long. RefSeq names its product probable amidase At4g34880. The transcript is spliced from 6 exons. The record is from RefSeq and is a predicted model, not a curated record. NCBI's taxonomy places the organism in Eukaryota, Viridiplantae, Streptophyta, Magnoliopsida, Asterales, Asteraceae. The coding region runs from base 4 to 1728 and encodes 574 amino acids.
AAGAUGAUAAAGCCGAUUCUUCUGCUAAUUCUCUUGUUUCAGAGCAUCAUCGCCGGUGAAAAUUCUGAUUUCACCAUAAGAGAGGCCACGAUCCAAGAGAUUCAAACAGCCUUUAACCAGAAGAAACUUACAUCCAAGGGUUUAGUUGAGUUUUACAUCGAAGAGAUAACAAAACUCAAUCCAAUCUUCAGAGCUGUUAUCGAACUCAACCCAGAUGCAGUUCGUCAAGCUGAGAAGGCUGAUCAAGAGCGAGAGACAAAUACCCCCAAUUUGGGUUUUGGGAUGCAUGGUAUCCCUAUUUUGCUCAAGGAUAACAUUGCAACCAAGGAUAAGCUUAACACGACUGCAGGAUCUUACGCCCUUCUUAAGUCGGUAGUUCCUCAAGAUGCUUAUGUGGUGAAGAAAUUGAGAGAAUCUGGAGCAAUUAUUCUUGGGAAAGCAAGCAUGAGUGAAUGGGCUCAUUUCAGAAGUUCCUUAUCACCUAGUGGUUGGAAUGCUAGAGCUAAACAAGCAGUUAACCCAUAUGUAGCAACGGUUGAUCCAUGUGGUUCAAGCACUGGAUCAGCUAUAUCAGUUGCAACAAACAUGGUUACUGUAUCAUUGGGAACAGAAACAGAUGGAUCGAUUCUAUGUCCUUCAAGUGCCAAUUCGGUUGUUGGGAUCAAACCCACUGUAGGUCUUACAAGCCGAGCAGGAGUCAUUCCGGUUUCCCCUAGACAAGACACAAUUGGACCAAUAUGUAGGACUGUAGCCGAUGCUGUGUAUGUUCUUGAUGCCAUUGUGGGUUUUGAUAACAAUGAUGCAGUGGCAACCCAAGAAGCUUCACAGUAUAUUCCAAAGGGUGGUUAUCUGAAGCACCUAAUAUCUGACGGACUCAAAGGAAAGAGGUUGGGGAUAAUGAGGGCUUAUCCAUAUUUUGGCUUUGCUAACGACACUAAAACUUUGAAUAAGUUUGAGAAACAUUUUGCCGUAUUAAGCCAAAGUGGUGCCACGCUGGUAGAGAAUCUAGAAAUCAUCGACUUGGAUCAUAUCGUUUCUAUGUUCAAUAGCGAGUUUAUAGCAAUAUUGGCGGAAUUCAAGAUAGCUCUAAAUGCCUACCAGAAGGAGCUUAUGGCUUCGCCUGUGAGAUCUUUAGCAGAUGUAAUAACCUUCAACGAGAAAUUUGCGGAUUUGGAAGAGCUCAAAAAAUACCCACAAGACUUCUUUUUGGCAGCUGAAGAGACCGGGGGUAUAGGAGAACUAGAGAAGGAAGCUUUGAUGAACUUGACAAGAGCAUCAAAAAAUGGGUUUGAGAAGUUGAUGAAAAAAAACAAAUUGGAUGCACUUGUAACACCAUAUUCCCACGGUUCCACGGUCCUUGCUAUCGGGGGAUAUCCGGGAAUCAGUGUUCCAAGUGGGUACGAUGAUAAUGGUGCUCCUUAUGGUAUUUGUUUCCAAGCAGCCAGUGAGCCAGGAGCCAAGUCGCCGUCGGUCUCGACUCUCUCUCGCGGUCUCGGUCUCGCCUCCUCUGGUGCAGGUCGCAGGCGGCAGCGGCAGCACCAGUCGACAGUCGUCGUCGCAGUGGCAAGGUCUCGCCAGUCGCCAGUCGCCUCCUCUCUGGCUCUCUGCGUCUGCGGUCUGUCUCGCUCACGCCUCCUCUCUCGUUCCCGUGUGCUGGUGACUGGUGUGCAGGUUAGAGUAGAGGGGCCUUUGUCAAAUAUUGUUGGGGGCCCAAACAACACUUAUUAA